AUGUUGUUUAAACACAAAGAUAUGGUGAAUGUUCCUCUCUGUGUAGAGUGUCUUAACUGGCUGCUCAAUGUGUAUGAUAGUGGCCGAACUGGAAAAAUUCGAGUGCAGGCCCUGAAAAUUAGCUUGAUGUCUCUUUCUAAGGGCCUUCUGGAAGAGAAGUACAGAUAUCUCUUCAAGGAGGUGGCAGGCCCUACAGAAAUGUGUGACCAGAGGCAGCUGGGCCUUCUGCUUCACGAUGCUAUCCAGAUCCCACGGCAGCUUGGGGAAGUGGCAGCCUUUGGUGGCAGCAACAUUGAACCCAGUGUGCGCAGCUGCUUCCAACAGAACCACAAUAAGCCGGAAAUAACUGUAAAGCAAUUUAUAGACUGGAUGCGCUUAGAACCACAGUCUAUGGUGUGGCUACCAGCUCUACACUGUGUGGCAGCUGCAGAAACAGCAAAACAUCAGGCCAAAUGCAACAUCUGUAAAGAGUGUCCAAUUGUUGGAUUUAGGUACCGGAGCUUAAAACAUUUCAACUAUGAUGUCUGCCAGAGCUGUUUCUUUUCUGGCCGU
This is a messenger RNA of Corvus hawaiiensis (hawaiian crow), 552 nucleotides long. RefSeq names its product utrophin-like. Lineage: Eukaryota; Metazoa; Chordata; Aves; Passeriformes; Corvidae. Gene Ontology annotation, cellular component: plasma membrane. The record is from RefSeq and is a predicted model, not a curated record. Gene Ontology annotation, biological process: synaptic signaling. Gene Ontology annotation, molecular function: zinc ion binding.